UUGCUAGAAGUCCUGCCGUGCGGUUUUGCGUUUACCAAAUUCGGUCUUGACGCAUUCGCGAAUGUCGUCCCAAGUGAUGGUGCGGCAUGCAGGAGAGUCCCGGGUUUUCUUUAGACCUAGCACAAUGAAACGCAUAACAACAAGUAGCAGAUAGUGUCCCAGAAAACAUGGCCAGCGACAGGACAACCAACUGCCGGGUCAAAGGCAAGAAUGAGGCCAUGUCUGCAGAACAUCUUCGUACAACGCUUGUUGGUAGUUUAUAUCUUGCUUGCGUGUCCAACGCCGCUCGACGGACGGGAGGAGGGGGAUACCCAUACCAUACCCACUGGGACGGGGCGAUUGGUAAACAGGGCCUCCUUGUCUCUCCCCCGCGGAGGGUCAGAGCGACAGUUGAGAGACCAUCCAUUUGGUCCCGGCGCGGGUUGCCGAGCGGUGUUGUGGGGAGCUAUUCCUAGCGUUCCUUUUUUUCUCUUUUCAGUCCCAGACUCUCUCUUGUCUGGUUUGGUUGAUCUUGGUCCCGCGCGCUGGUGCAUCGCCUGUCACGCGAAUGCAACCUCGGUCAAAGGGUUAAAGAGAAGUCAGUUCACAUUCAACAGGGAACAGAAUUGGAGUCCAUCCACAGUUCCAAGCCGGCUGAAGAAGAGAACCAAUCUUUUGCUUUCUUGGAGAUGACCUUGCGAGGAGUAGCGGGAGGAGACCAGCAGCAGUCAUCAGCAACAGCACGUCAGUCAGCCAGAAGGAAAGCAGGGGGGCUGCCUGCCUACCGUUGGGAGAGAGAUGCAGGUGUGCAGCUCGAACGCUAGUCUCCGUCUCCU
Molecule: messenger RNA, 815 nt
Organism: Lasiosphaeria miniovina
Lineage: Eukaryota; Fungi; Ascomycota; Sordariomycetes; Sordariales; Lasiosphaeriaceae
Exons: 1
Coding region: 211-672 (153 amino acids)
Source: RefSeq, a predicted model, not a curated record